Neodiprion fabricii is the source of this 632-nucleotide messenger RNA. Its product is annotated as THAP domain-containing protein 5-like. The transcript has 5 exons. NCBI's taxonomy places the organism in Eukaryota, Metazoa, Arthropoda, Insecta, Hymenoptera, Diprionidae. The record is from RefSeq and is a predicted model, not a curated record. The coding region runs from base 139 to 612 and encodes 157 amino acids.
GGUGCCGUCACGCCAAUUGAACGGUAGCCAUUUUGUACAGAUUCUUGUCACUUCAGAUAUAUAUAUAUAUACGUGAUAUAUGUAUGUGUAUAUAAUCGAUUGCGAUGGAAAAUUACAGUAACAAUUAUUGAGGUAACAAUGAGUACCUGCGUUUUUUGCAAAACAAAGCAAUCAAAAUAUUGUGGGCGAUCAUUUCACAAAUUUCCCGUGAAAGAUGUGUUGCGCCUUCAGCAGUGGUUAAAAGAAAUGAAGAGGAAGGACUGGAAGCCAAACCGAAAUAGCACAUUGUGUUCAGCUCAUUUUACAAAUGACUGCUUUGAUAGGACAGGAUUCCUAAUUACAUUGAAAAAGAACAGUGUACCAACUAUAUUCGACAACCCAAAAUCACAGUGUUCAUCUUGUCACCGAUUGAGGGAAUAUGGACGUGGCUAUUCAUUCUUCAAGUUCCCAUUGGAUGAACCUGAUAUUAUGAAGCAGUGGAUCGCAAAUAUAAACAUUGGACCGUGGUCUCCAUCAAGUGAUAGCUUUCUGUGUUCCGACCACUUUGAACCCUGUUGCUUUCAGAAGAAAAGUCAGAGAAAACUCAGUGUGCAUAAAGACACGUUGAUGUGAUGCACUAUUGCGUCAAUGCC